AUGACCAAACGACAAAUGACCUGGGGAUCAUUUGAAGUCGUUUGGUCAUCUGGUCAUUUAGAAUCAAGUGACCGGUCAUUUCCCAACACUGAAGCACAAAGAUACGUAACAGCGAAACCUAGUGGUUUCGCUGAAAAAAUUUUAAAAGACGAAUUGGCGAAAUGUGGCGAAAUCAGCGAAACUAAAAAUUGA
Dentiscutata heterogama is the source of this 192-nucleotide messenger RNA. NCBI's taxonomy places the organism in Eukaryota, Fungi, Glomeromycota, Glomeromycetes, Diversisporales, Gigasporaceae. The record is from the annotation of a GenBank genome assembly.